CGUGGGUGGAGGCGGAGGUGGAGGAGGAGGAGAUGGAGGGUGGGCAUCGGUGGUAUAGUGGAGUGGUGUUGAUGAUGCCGGGCAGUCCUCAGGGAGUUCUGUGGCGGCGAACAACCAGCAUGGAGUGUGUACCCAGGGCGUGGUUCCUCCUGCCCCUGCUGCUGCCACCCCUCCUACUGGGCACCCUAGCAGACCCCCGCUCCCCCACCACCCAGCAGGUAGCCCAGGUGAGUGGCGGCCGGCAGGUAGAAUGGAACUCAGGUGAUCGACCCGGCACGCAGGUCUCCCACACCCAUCCACCACCACCUCCACCCACCACCGCCCGAGCCACCCCCGCCCCCCUCCACCCAUCGCUCUCGUUCACAGAAGGUGCCGACAGGACGAGGAGAAGCCUUCACCGUGCCUCUCACCGCCGCCGCCUCGCCUCAACGGCUAGAAGGCCCACCAGACAACAGCAGAGAAAUUUCAGAGCUGCGCCGCCCCAGACUCGCUCCAUUAGACCCCAUGCAAAAUCACGAUCCAACGGAAGAAGGAAAAAUAACCGAGGCCUCAAAAAGGGGAGGAAACACAAGCAUAAGUCCUCCUCGAGCCCUCCAGUGGUGCGUGACGCUGCUAGAGCCACUUACGUGAUCAGAAGCAAGCCAGAUAUUACGCGAGGCGGGGUGCAGGAGGCGCCUCGUCAGGCUCCCUCUCCUGCCGGAGCGAGUCACCAAGGUCACGGUUUCCAGCAUUACAGUGACUUCAACCGCAGGGCCGAGGAGAGCGAGGCUGCCCUCAGGAGCCGUGCUUCAAGACAGACUGUCAUUAGCACACCUGACACCAUCGUGAAGGACGGACAGAUAUUCCAUAGGCAUAACGGCAAAGAGGAAAACGACAGGGUCACCAGAGGACAGAGUAAUCGGCGACACGCCAGACCUGGGGAUCAGCUGGGCCGGUAUGACGAUAUACCGCAGCGGGACUCAAAUGGCGGAAGCCUGUCAGGAGUACAUGGUGGCGGCAACUACUUCACGGCGGAAGCCCUGAACAGCGGCGGGAAGAGCCACACAUGGGUGGCAGGCAACGUACGGGGAGUGGACGGGUCGGCGCUGACCCUCAAUGGAGGACAGCUGACCCAGGCUGCAUUGACACUUGGGGAAAACUCUUCAUCCAGGGCACAAGUCACCGAUCACCACGGGACUGACGAUCCCAUACUCGCCUCCAAUGUGGGGGCAGGCCAACAGAGUGGCACGGCGGACGCCAGGGCACGCGCCCCCGACGCUGCCACCACUCAUGCCCAGAUCGAGUUUUCCCCUGAUGGCAUCAACGAGGCAGAGCCGGGUGAGCAUGGCGCCGCCUCGGCGAUUGCCACCCCACACGGCGAGUCCACUCUGGCCACGCUGGGCGGCAAGUCGGUGCACGGGUCAUACUUGGGUACGGCACACUCCAGCACCCUUCAGGCCCAGUCCCUCCAUGCCCACCAGGGCGAGGCUCUGCCCUCCGUUGAGGGCAACAUGGUUCCAGGGCACAGCAGCAGGGACAUGAUUAGGAUGGAGAUGUCAGAUAUGUUGAGCAAUAUCAUGGAGACGGUGCACCAGCCACAGAUGCUGCCAGAGGUGGCAGCGCUGCCCCCGCCUCCGCCCCACCUCAUUCCGUCAGGUACUGGCCUUGUUCCUGCUAGGGAGGGCCUGGUGGUGGCCAGCGGUGUGCCGCCCCAGGAAAGUGAGAUCGGCCAAGUGCCCCAACAAGUACAUGAGGAACAGGAGGGUGGUGGACGGAAGGUAGCCCCUCCGGCAGCGGGGCAGGUGGGCAUGGCCACUUACUUCCAGGGAGAGCUGGGCACACCUCCAAAUGGAACUGAUCUGGCUGAAACACACUACGAGGACUACAGUUUCGACCCGUCUAACUAUUACGAUUUCAACGGCUCAACAGACUACCUGGACCCCUCAAUCUUCCACGUGCAGCCCCUGGAGGAGGACUUGUACCCCCUGUACCCCACACCUGCCCCUAGCUUGGCCUUCCCUCAGCCAGACCUCACCUCCCAUCCUCCAGGUCUUGUUCACCAGCUCCAGACCACUACGCCAGACCUGCAGCCACACCCCAGCCAGCCCCUUGAGCCCCACCAAACUUCUGACCCUCACCAAACUCCAGAACAGCCCCAUGAUCCGGACUACUCCCAGACUCCAGACCAACCUUAUAUCCCUGACUACACUAAUCCCCAAGACUACUCAGAAACUCCAGAGGGCAUUCCCGACCACUCCUACUCAGCCAAACAACCCUAUAUUCCAAGAUACUUUCAAAAUUAUAAUCAAACACAUAUUCCUGACUAUUCCCGAACUACAAACGGCAUUCCAAGUUCCUCCCAGACUCCAGAUCACACUCCCGAUUAUUCUCAAACUCCGGAUCGCUUCCAAGAUUAUUACCAAACUCCAGACCGCAUUCCAGGCCAUUCCCAGUCUCAAGAUCGCUAUCUAGAUUAUUACCAAACUCUGGACUAUUCCCAGAUUCUAGAUUAUUCGCAAACUCCAGACCACAUUCCAGACUAUUCCCAGACUCCAGAUCGCACUCCAGGCCAUUCCCAAACACCAGAUCACAUUCCAGAUUCCCAAGUUCCAGACCUUUCUCAAACAGCAGAUGGCAUUCCAGACCAUAUUCCAGAUUCACAAACUCCUGAACAUUCUCAAACACCAGAUUCCCAGACUCCAGACCACCUUCCAGAGACUUCUCCAACACCAGACCAUUCCCAGACUCCAGACUAUUCCCAGACUCCUGACCCAAUUCCAGAUUCCCAGACACCAGACCACAUUCCAGAAACUUCUCGAACACCAGACGAUUCCCAAACAUCAGACCGAGUUCCAGACAAUUCCACGAAACUUGACCCUAUUCCAGAUCAUUCCCAAACACAAGAUCGCAUUCCAGGCCAUUCCCAAACACCAGACCAUUCCCCAACACAAGAUCGCAUUCCAGACCAUUCCCAAACCCCAGACCGCAUUCCAGAUUACUCCCAAACUCCAGACCACAUUCCGGGUUAUUCCCAAACACCAGACUAUUACCGAACUCCAGACCGCAUUCCAAGCUAUUCCCAGACUCCAGACCGCACUUCAGAUCAUUCCCGAACUCCAGAUUACUCCCAAACUCCAGACCGCAUUCCAGGUCAUUCCCAAACACCAGACCAUUCCCGAACUCCAGACUACUCCCAGACUCCAGACCGCAUUCCAGACUAUUCCCAGACUCCAGACCGUAUUCCAGGCUACUCCCAAACUCCAGACUAUUCCCAGACUCAAGACCGUAUUCCAGACUAUUCCCAGACUCCAAACCGCACUUCAGGCUAUUCCCAGACUUCAGACCGCAUUCCAGACUAUUCCCAGACUCCAAACCACACUUCAGGCUAUUCCCAAACUCCAGACCGUAUUCCAGACUACUCCCAAACUCCAGACCGCAUUCCAGACUAUUCCCAGACUCCAGACCACUCCCAAACUCCAGACUUCAUUCCAGACUAUUCCCAGACUCAAGACCGCAUUCCAGACUAUUCCCAGACUCCAAACCGCACUUCAGGCUAUUCCCAAACUCCAGACCGCAUUCCAGACUAUUCCCAGACUCCAGACCGUAUUCCAGACUACUCCCAAACUCCAGACUACUCACGAGCUUCAGACCGCAUUCCAGGCUAUUCCCAGACUCCAGACCGCACUUCAGACUAUUCCCAGACUCCAGACCGUAUUCCAAGCUAUUCCCAGACUCCAGACCGCAUUCCAGACUAUUCCCAGACUCCAGACCGCACUUCAGACUAUUCCCAGACCCCAGACCGUAUUCCAGACUAUUCCCAGACUCCAGACCGUAUUCUAGACUAUUCCCAGACUCCAGACCGCACUUCAGACUAUUCCCAGACUCCAGACCGUAUUCCAGGCUAUCCCCAGACUCCAGACCGCACUUCAGACCGUAUUCCAGACUAUUCCCAGACUCCAGACCGCACUCCAGGCUAUUCCCAGACUCCAGACCGUAUUCCAGACUAUUCCCAGACUCCAGACCGCACUCCAGGCUACUCCCAGACUCCAGACCGUAUUCCAGACUAUUCCCAGACUCCAGACCGCACUUCAGGCUAUUCCCAGACUCCAGACCGUAUUCCAGACUAUUCCCAGACUCCAGACCGCACUUCAGGCUAUUCCCAGACUCCAGACCGCACUUCAGGCUACUCCCAGACUCCAGACCGCACUUCAGGCUAUUCCCAGACUCCAGACCGCACUUCAGGCUAUUCCCAGACUCCAGACCACAUUUCAGGCUAUUCUCAAACCCUAGACCAUUCCCGAACUCCAGACCAACAAUGGCGACAUCAGCCUCAGCAGCCAGACCGCCAGACCCCAGCUCAGCCUUCCAUUCCAUACUCCUCCCCUGGUCGUCAACAGCCUCACACCCUUGACCGUCACACUCCAGUUCGGCCUCCUGCUCCUGACCAGCCCACCAGGACACACCACCAACCCAGCCACCCCCUGAGUUCCAGACCUUCAGGGACAGGUGUAGCAGCAAGGGAUAGGGGUAGGGGAUGGGCUGUUGAGACUACACCAAUGCCUAUGGGAAUACCCAUAGUCCCUGGUGAGCCUGGCAGCACCCAGACCUUGCCCAAUGGUAGGGAUGGACCCACCCUGAAUGUCAUAACAAUGGGUCAAGGCCAAAGAAUGAAGACGUCACUCAUGCAACAACCUGGGAUCUACAUUCAAGCUGGGGAGAAGAUUCCCGGGGCCCCAGGUUACAGCAUCCCUCCUGGGUUUCGUGGUCGUGUCAUCCUGGGACAGAGUUCACCAGCAGGGGCCAGCUCACAAAGAAUGGUGCAGGGUUUCAACACGCACCUGAGCCUCACAUCACAGUCACCAGGUUCAGACAGAGUGUUUGCCUCAGUCACUGGCCCCCACGCAUCACGACAGCUGACCAGUGAAGGUGGAGUGCCAGGGCUGCACGUCACUCUGGGUGGGUCAGAGGGGCACCGCCCACGUCACCAAGAUCCUCAACAAUACUCAUCUUCUGAUGACUACCACACAGGAAGAGGAAGAGGAACAUCAGGACAGGGGACAUGGACUGGCAGCCAAUCAGGACACACAAGGCCUUCCCAUAGAGGUCAGCAGAGUGGUAGAGGAAGACCAUUCACUUCAUCCACAAGCUCAAGUCGAGGACGCACAAGUCAGCCCAGUAGAUCAAGGGGUACAUCUUGGAAUGGCAGACAGAGCUCUCCACAAAAUGGAAGAAAGUGUGGCUACUUCAAAAUCGUAUGCAUGGUGGUGAUAGACAAUGCUGGUCAACAGAGGAAGUGUCAGCCUUCCUACAGAACUCGUGACUGCUGCUGCUAACACUUCAUUGUCAUACAACAUACCAUCUGCCUCUAUAUUUGUUGACCAAUACUGAAUUAAAUUACUUCACAGCAGAACAGUCUGCCGAGAACACUUGCUUACUAUAUAUCGUUUCAGUCAUUUGAAGUCAGUGGUUUUCUUAUUAUGUUGGGAGACAAGUCUUUUGCUGUAAGUUAGGCUGAGAUGACCUAAUCAACAAUUUAUCCGUCUCCACACAAGGUAUUACAACUGAACUAACAGGUACUACACAGUGUAUUGUCCUGGAGCACUAUUCCAGACAUAUAAUACAGCCAAGCAUGUGGACAGACAGUACACUUACCAAUACCCACUCUAUGCUACACAUCCCCAAAGACCCCAGUGUAUAUGUAACUUCCGGUUGCAUGUGCAAACCAUAAUAAAUGGAUGUAAAAAGCCA
Molecule: messenger RNA, 5727 nt
Organism: Eriocheir sinensis (Chinese mitten crab)
Lineage: Eukaryota; Metazoa; Arthropoda; Malacostraca; Decapoda; Varunidae
Exons: 4
Coding region: 33-5312 (1759 amino acids)
Source: RefSeq, a predicted model, not a curated record